Molecule: messenger RNA, 1824 nt
Organism: Rotaria sp. Silwood2
Lineage: Eukaryota; Metazoa; Rotifera; Eurotatoria; Philodinida; Philodinidae
Source: the annotation of a GenBank genome assembly
AUGACUGCCGGCGACAAUGUUUCAGAAGCUAUACAAAUAAUGCAAUUAAAAUUACAAAUUGAACAAGAACAAACAAAACGAGAAAAAAUAAAAACAAAAGCCAUACUAGAACAAGAAAAAACAAAACAAUUAGAACUUGAGGAAAGAAAAAGAAAAAGCACAAAAGAAAUCGAAGAGUCAAAGCGAAUGAAAAUUCUAAACGAACAAUCAUCAUCAAGCAAAAAAAAACGUUUCAAAGCAGCAAUGCAUAAUCGUGGUUUUUUCGAUAUUUAUGCACGUAAUAAUGUUCAGCUGCUCGAAAUUCAAUCUUUAUUAAAUGUUAAUAAUAAGAUUAACGAUGAUAUGAUGUAUGCUCUUGAAAAGUGUUUUCUUCCUUUGAAAUUAUGUGAUAAAAAAUUAGAAAGCUCAAUUCAAGCUGCAUUUGAUAUGUCACUAAAUAAUUUAUUUAACGAACUUAGUGAUUUGACAUCAUUGAAAUAUUUAAACACAUCACAUUGUUGUUAUUUAGAAGGAAAAGCUCCUGAUUGUAGUUUUGUAUUCAAAAAUAUUAAUAUCCUCAAGGACAACCAAAUUGUAGUUUUAAAAGAUUUUAUUGUUUGCCUUGGUGAAUUAAAGAGAUUAGAUGGAAACAUUGUCAAGGAAGAUCCAGUUGGACAAGUAUCACGUUAUCUGAAUUAUAUAUUAGAUGAACAAAAUCGUGAAAAAAUCUAUGGAUAUUUGACAAAUGCAGAACAAAUUAUAUUUUAUUGUCUUCAAAAGAAACCAAUGUCAGAUUUAUAUGAUUAUUAUGAAAGUAAACCAUUAGAUUUUUUUAUUGACUUGCCUAAAACGUCAUCAUCAUCAUCAUCAUCAUCAUCUGUUGCUGCAAAAAAAAAAAGUAAACAAUCGAAUAAAAUCCAUUUGAAUAGUGAUACAUUGAAAGUAUUUAUAAAAUUUUUAACAAUGGAUUGGGAGUUUUAUGGCUGCACAAUGUUAAAUAUAAGUCCUAAUGAUCGUUUACAUGAAGAUAUAUUUAACAUAGAAUCAAAAGCAGGAAGCGGUUUAACUUCAAUUGUUUAUGUUUUAAACCAAAAUACAAAUGUCAAUACUGAUCAAAAGCGCUAUGUAAUAAAAAUCUCCAAACACGAUGAAUAUUCAAAUUAUUUUAAAAAUGAAGUUAAAAUGUUAGAACCAUUGAAACAAUCAAAUGAUUCAAUUAACUUCAAAAAAUAUUUUGAAAAUAUUUUCGCAUCAUCGCCUACAGGUAAUUUUAUAAUAUUUGAAAAUUAUUUGACACCUUUGAAUUCAUUAACAUUAAUUCAGUCACAACAACUUAUUAAUAUCAUUGAAUAUUUAUAUAAUUGUCAUAUUAUUCAUCGUGAUUUACGUCCAGAUAAUUUGAUGUUAGAUUUUAGUCAACAACAUUUAAAAUUAAUUGACUUUGGUUUUGCUACAACUUAUGAAAUCGAUGAAAUGCCAAAGAAACUGCCUAUUGAAGGAGUAGUUUCAUAUGCUGGCUUAAAAUUUCUAGAUUAUUAUUACGAAUUACUAUCGAAUCAUUCAAAUACUUUCUAUUAUUAUUAUGAACGAACGUUUGAUCUACAAUGUGCAAUAAACAUUAUGAUGUAUCUGACAGAUGAUAACAUUAAAAAUAGAAUGAUAUCAAUUAAACAAGACUUGUGUGUUAAAUCAAAAGUAUUAAAAUUAUAUCAAUUAUGGCUUGAUAUAACACUUAGGAGUGACAAUUGUUCUGAAUUAUUAAAGUUAAUUAAAUCUUUAAAAGAAUCACCAAAUUUUGAUGUUAUCAAAUGUGAAAUAGAAAAACGUCUAGUAUUUGUAAAUUAA